Molecule: messenger RNA, 1628 nt
Organism: Ceratitis capitata (Mediterranean fruit fly)
Lineage: Eukaryota; Metazoa; Arthropoda; Insecta; Diptera; Tephritidae
Exons: 1
Coding region: 663-1517 (284 amino acids)
Biological process (GO): N-acetylglucosamine metabolic process; sulfur compound metabolic process
Molecular function (GO): N-acetylglucosamine 6-O-sulfotransferase activity
Source: RefSeq, a predicted model, not a curated record
GUUAACCAUCUGGUAGCACAUGCCACUGUUUACAUUUGACAGCUGUCUAAUUGGGGCCAAAAAGUGUAGAAGAAAAUUAUAAAUGCUGGGAUAAUGGAGCAGCCGAGUGGAGUUCUGCUUGUUAUUGGUUUACUCUUGGACUGUUUGGUCUACUAUCGCGGAGUUAUGUAUAGGACUUCAAAUUCGAAUAAAAUGUUGUAAUUAUUCGAUCAUGCGUGUGAAAUAUAUGUGUGGGUGAAAUAAAAUUUUAAACAAGAAUUGCUGCACUUACAAAUACAAUAAAUAAGGAAGAUACAUAUAUUUUCAUAUUAUUUGCGUAUAAACCUGCAGUGAUUUUCUAAUAAGAGUAUUUGUGUGAAAUGUUGUCAUACUUAAGUUAGUAUGUGUGCAUAAAAAUUGCUAAGUGUUCAAAAAAUUAUAAAGGAAUUUUAUAAAUGAAAUUCCUAUUAGAAGAUUUUGCGUAUACUUGAGUAUCUACAUACAUACGUAUGUAUAUAUAAAAAUCUAAAUAAGUAUAUGAUUGCAACCGAAUUUAAGUUCUAAAGUGAUUUUGUGCUCUAUAGUGUUUUCUAUCAAACACAAGUGUUUAGCUUUUUUGUUUUUGUUUGUGUGCAUACAAGUUUCAGCUCACGCUCACUAGCGUGCACUGUUCUUCGAAGUCAAUGUCCAAAACGUCAGAUUCCACAACCAUUUCAUUACUAACUGGAGCAUCCGUGGAUAGCGCCAGCAGGACACGCGCUCAACAUCGCAUAAGCCUAUCGACAAAACGACGAAAAAUGUCCCGUCGAGCCAAUCUAAUAGGCAUUUGUGGCGUUUGCAGUCUCUGCUUAUUGUUGCUGAUAGCGACAACCCAACAUCGACCUGCCUCUAUGACCAUAUCUAACGGCAUGUCCGUUGGCGUUGGUGACAUAUCAGGCGUACAGACCGGUUAUGUUGAUCGGCAUCAUGUGGGUACUGCGAGCGUGGCAUAUAAUAUUACGGCUACAAUAGCGGAUGUCCUGGCGGCGCAACGCACGAAGAUUCUCACUGAAAUGGAAAACUUUGAGUAUCCGCAAGGACGUUUCGGUGUGGAUGCUGAGAAGUUAUCCGAUAUGACACCCGCUACUAAUGGUACACCGGUACGGAGUGUCAUCAUAACAACUUGGCGUUCGGGCUCAACAUUCUUGGGUGACAUCCUUAAUGCCAUGCCUGGCAAUUUUUAUCACUAUGAACCACUAUUAUCGUUUGGUAUUAAUCAAGUACGUGACGCUGCCGAGGGCGCUGAAGCAUUACAUAUGCUACGACAUUUGCUGCAUUGCAACUACACGAAUAUGCAAGAGUACUUAGAAUAUGGCAAACAACAUUCAUAUUUAUUCGAGCAUAACGAGCGUCUGUGGAGUGUAUGCAAAGAAUUUCCACAUUUUUGUUGGCAACCAAAAUUCCUAUCACCCAUAUGUAAACUAUUUCCCAUGCAGAGCAUGAAAGUGGUGCGGCUCCGUUUGGCGUUGGCGAAGUCAUUACUUGAGGACAAUAGGUAAGUGCUUACAACAGUCGCUCAAACCUUCAAAUAAAUAAAGAUUUUUAUCAAGUUUUUUUUUACUAAUAUUUUUGUUUGAAAAGUGAUUUGAAAAGUGAUACAGUGUAACUGG